Eremothecium gossypii ATCC 10895 is the source of this 1809-nucleotide messenger RNA. Its product is annotated as ABL117Cp. The record is from RefSeq and is marked provisional. Gene Ontology annotation, molecular function: double-stranded DNA binding; telomeric repeat DNA binding; damaged DNA binding. NCBI's taxonomy places the organism in Eukaryota, Fungi, Ascomycota, Saccharomycetes, Saccharomycetales, Saccharomycetaceae. Gene Ontology annotation, cellular component: nucleus; Ku70:Ku80 complex. Bases 1 to 1809 code for a protein of 602 amino acids. The transcript has a single exon. Gene Ontology annotation, biological process: cellular response to gamma radiation; telomere maintenance; cellular response to X-ray.
AUGGGAGAGCGCCAAGAUAAAAGCGGUGGGCAAAGUGGGCAUUUCGUAAAACCGGUUACCCACGACUACAUCGAUAGGAACCAAAACAUCGUGUUGUGCAUCGAACUCUCACAAACUCUCUGUAGCCCGGCAGGUUCGUUAAAGGGAAAUGCUCCAAUACUGGAAGUGGUGCGCGCACUGCUACAUAUGGUGGAAGAAUUAAUCAUAGUGCAGCCAAAUAGUGCUGUUGGCUGUCUUACUUUCAGAAAUGGCCGAAGGGCGGAGGAUGGGAUCGUUGAAGCAUUCCCCUUGAGACCCCUAGAUGCGAACUACGUGCGGAAUAUAUCGGAUUGUGUGGCAGAUUUGGAGGAGACUGGUAUGGUCGGACAACACUUUCCAUUUACUGCGACUGUUCCAGCUUCCUUGGAUGUUAUGCUUGCAGCAUCAGACCGUUAUUUUACCGAAGAUACCCAGAAUGCAGAUAACCGUAUAUUUCUGGUCACCGAUGUCGAUACGCCAGUUGAAUUCACCGAUCCCAUAAGGUUAGAAAAGGUGCAGGCCAGGCUACUCUCUUUGUAUCGGCGUCGAAUUGAUAUAACAACAUUCUUCCUGCAUACGGAACAUGCCGCAUUUAAUGACUCCAGUUACGCGGAGAUCCUUAAAACAAGGGAAUGGGGUAUUCCUGGUGCUCCCCAAUCCACCUCCCCGUUGUCUAUUUGCAAAUUACGUGAAAAGAUGCUAAGCCAAAAGGACUUGAACAGGGCCUAUUUUAGCUGUCCAUUGGUAAUAAACAAAACCGCUGACUUGGUUGUAUCUGUCGCAGGCUAUGUCGCAACCACCCAUGAACGGCCAGGUACGCGUUAUAAAUAUAUUGUGAAGCACGAUGGAAGAACGAAGAGUGUCCAUCAAUGUAGAAAAUACAAGACAGUCGAUAAUGAAAAGUACAUACGAGACGCGGAUCGCUCUUCGGUAUAUUGGAUUGGGGGCGCAGGUAUUGAGGUAACGGAUGCAGAACUUCGCAAAAUGACCCGCGGUUGCUCAAAAUAUGAAUCAUUCCUGGAAAUUUUGGGAUUUAGGGCCAUAAAUACGGCAGCGCCUUACUAUUCCAAUAUUGGGCGCGCCUACUACAUAUUGCCACGGGAACUCCCUUUCUCCGGCUCUGCUAAGGUCCUGGCAUCACUAAAUCGAUCUAUGUUUGAGAAAGGGAAGGCAGCCAUUGUCUGGGGCCAGCUGAAGGCCGGCUUUCAUCCAACGCUCUUUGCGCUCAUACCUUCAGAUGGGGAGACGUGUGCACUGCGACUUGUUCGGAUACCCUUCAUCGAAGAAGUUCGAUGUUUUCCGACCUUAGACGGAGAGGAUAGGCUAUUUCACACCCGCGAAUACGAACUAGUGAAAACUGUCUCACAAAACUUAAUACGUCACUUUAGUUUAAGAACAAGUUACCGACCGUCAGAUAUCAGAAAUCCCCUCCUGCGGAAUUUUUAUUCAACAUUAUAUCAUGAACAAUCCCAAGAUGCGAAAAGGAAGAUGCCGGAGUUACAAUAUCUACCAGAAUCAGAUAGCACUCUUCACAAGGUGCAACUCGUGCGAGACCGUAUAGAAAACUCUAUAAUUCAUGACGAGCCGCCGAUAAUUUCUGAAUAUAUCAACUGUUGGAACAUUUACUACAACCACAUCAUUGAUAAGGCAGUUUAUGAAUAUGGAGCUCCAAAACGACCACUUAAAUACUUCACCGGAGACACACUACAUCUGGAGGAUGCAUUGACUCCUAACCAGCAACGUACUCAAAGAAAUACGGCAAAGAAUGCCAAAACGAGGUUCAAUCUAUGA